AUGGACGAGGUGCCAGCAGAGGCGCGGCCCACGGCGAGCGCGUCCUCCACGCCCGUGGCAUCCCAACCGCUAGCGAUCCUGGACGGAUCCGUGGCGCCGCCGUCGCCGCCGCCAAGGGACUUUGGGCAGCAGCUGAGGAUGGAGAAGGCCCAGAGCUCUGGUGGAGCGGACAGCGUCGCCUGCAAAUCCCAGGCGAGGCUGGACAUCGAGCGGGCGUUGCAGGCCCAGAAGGAUAGCGUGAACGCACGCUCGAAGAAGGCGGAAGAGGACAAGAAGGUCAAGGUGAGCGGGUUCGCGACGUCGGAGAUCGUCGAGGAGGGCUCGCGCUGCGACAGGAACCUGUGCGGGAUCGUCCAGUCGGAGGCUGUCGGCAAGAGCUCGCAGCUCGAGGCGACCCUCGAGGCCGAGGCGCCGUCGAAGGUUGGAGACCCGUCGAAGGCCGCGGUCGAGGCCCACCAGUUGGCGUUCCAAAGGGCCUCAGUCGCGCAGGAGAGCCGCCUCGCCCAGUGGAGGCUCGAGCACGGCGUGCUGGAGGCGACUGGCAAGAAGGUGGGCAAACAGGGCGAGGAGAAGCUUUACAAUGUGAACGAGUUCGUGACGUCGGAGGUCGUCGAUGCGGGCUCGUGCCACGAUCAGAAAUUGGACAAUGUGAACGAGUUCGGGACGUUCGAGGUCAUUGAGGAGGGUUCGUGCGACGACGAGAAGCUGGACAUGGUGAGCGAGUUCGCGACGUCGGAGGUCGUCGAUGCUGGUUCGUGCUUCGAGGAGAAGCAGUGCGGGAUGGUCAC
Molecule: messenger RNA, 788 nt
Organism: Prorocentrum cordatum
Lineage: Eukaryota; Dinophyceae; Prorocentrales; Prorocentraceae
Source: the annotation of a GenBank genome assembly